UUCUCAUUCUCACAAAUCACAACCAACCACAAAACAAAAACUUGUUUUUCUCUCUCUCUCUCUACCAAACCAAACAUGGCAACCAAGUUUUUCCUUCUUGUCCUUCUAAUAUCUCUUCUCUCUAUAGCAACAUCAUCAACACCAACAAACUUCAUCAAAUCCUCAUGUAGCACAACACAAUACCCUACACUUUGUGUUGAAUCUCUCUCUAUCUAUGCAUCAAAAAUCCAACAAGACCCUCACCAAUUAGUCCAAACAGCUCUAUCCCUUAGUCUCAACAGAACUCAAACCACAAAAGCCUUUGUAAGAAAGUGCAAGUACUUCAAGAAUCUGAAACCAAGAGUGUAUGGUGCAAUUCAUGAUUGUGUUGAAGUGAUGAGUGAUGGUGUUGAUAGGCUAAGCAGUUCAUUGGAAGAGCUCAAACUUUGCAAGAUCAACGGUCAGGAUUUCAAUUGGCAUAUAAGUAAUGUUGAGACAUGGGUUAGCUCAGCUUUGACUGAUGGAAGCACUUGUAGUGAUGGGUUUGGUGGAAAAGCACUUGAUGGAAGAAUCAAAAACUCUAUUAGAUCUAGAAUUGUUGAUGUUGCUCAAGUUACUAGUAAUGCUCUUGCACUUAUUAAUCAAUAUGCUGCUAAUCACUAAGGGAAAAUUGAAAGUUUUGCUUUUUGAGGUUGUUGAGAAACACUUUGAUGUGUGUGGUUUGUUUUAUUUGUUUUGUUUGUUUUAUGUGAUGUGUAAUGUGUAAUUAACUUAUGUGAAAUAUUUAAAGAUUUUAUAUCA
Messenger RNA from Vicia villosa (hairy vetch), 780 nucleotides. RefSeq names its product 21 kDa protein-like. The transcript has a single exon. Gene Ontology annotation, biological process: negative regulation of catalytic activity. The record is from RefSeq and is a predicted model, not a curated record. The coding region runs from base 76 to 642 and encodes 188 amino acids. NCBI's taxonomy places the organism in Eukaryota, Viridiplantae, Streptophyta, Magnoliopsida, Fabales, Fabaceae. Gene Ontology annotation, molecular function: enzyme inhibitor activity.